This is a messenger RNA of Fusarium verticillioides 7600, 1080 nucleotides long. Its product is annotated as endopolygalacturonase 1. The coding region runs from base 1 to 1080 and encodes 359 amino acids. Gene Ontology annotation, biological process: pectin catabolic process. The record is from RefSeq and is a predicted model, not a curated record. The transcript has a single exon. NCBI's taxonomy places the organism in Eukaryota, Fungi, Ascomycota, Sordariomycetes, Hypocreales, Nectriaceae. Gene Ontology annotation, cellular component: extracellular region. Gene Ontology annotation, molecular function: polygalacturonase activity.
AUGUUCUCUUCAACUGUCCUUCUCAGCGGCCUGGUCGCCUCUGUCCUCGCAGCCCCAGCUCUUGAGCCUCGUGCCAGCUGCACUUUCACCGAUGCCGCUACUGCCAUUAAGAACAAGGCUGGCUGCUCUACUAUCAUCCUCAACAACAUUGCCGUUCCUGCCAAGACCACUCUCGACUUGACCAAGCUCAAUGAUGGCACUCACGUCAUCUUCCAGGGCAAGACAACUUUCGGCUAUGCCGAAUGGGAGGGCCCUCUCAUCUCCUUCACCGGCAACAACCUUCUGAUCGAGGGCGCUUCUGGACACUCCAUCGACUGCGAGGGUAAGAGAUGGUGGGACGGUAAGGGCAGCAACGGCGGCAAGACAAAGCCCAAGUUCUUCAGCGCCCACUCCCUCAAGAACUCCAACAUCAAGAACUUGAACGUUCUCAACACUCCUGUCCAGGCUUUCAGCAUCAACAGCGUUACCAACCUGGGCGUUUAUGGCGUUCACAUGGACAACUCUCUCGGCGAUUCUCUUGGUGGACACAACACCGAUGCCUUCGACGUUGGCUCCUCUACCGGCGUGUACAUCUCCGGAGCUGUCGUCAAGAACCAGGACGAUUGCCUCGCCAUCAACUCCGGCACCAACAUCACCUUCACUGGCGGUAACUGCAGUGGUGGCCACGGCCUCUCCAUCGGAUCCGUCGGUGGACGCUCUGACAACACCGUCAAGACCGUCCGCAUCCUCAACUCUGCCAUCUCCAACUCCGACAACGGCGUCCGCAUCAAGACCGUUUCUGGCGCUACCGGUUCCGUUUCUGACGUCAAGUACGACACCAUCACUCUCUCCAACAUCGCCAAGUACGGUAUCGUCAUUGAGCAGGAUUACGAGAACGGUUCUCCCACUGGAACCCCUACUGCUGGUGUCCCCAUCACCGAUGUCACCAUCAACAAGGUCACCGGAACUGUCAAGUCUAGCGGAACUGAUGUCUACAUCCUUUGCGCCAACUGCAAGAACUGGACCUGGACCAACAACAAGGUCACUGGUGGAAAGACCUCUACCAAGUGCAAGGGUAUUCCCUCUGGUGCCUCUUGCUAA